Molecule: messenger RNA, 349 nt
Organism: Staurois parvus
Lineage: Eukaryota; Metazoa; Chordata; Amphibia; Anura; Ranidae
Source: the annotation of a GenBank genome assembly
CAUCAGGGCACUGAUGAUCAGUGCCCUGAUGAUCGGUGCCCAGCAGUGCCAUCCACCAGUUCCGCCAACCUGUGCCCAGCAGUGCACCCACCUGUGCCCAGCAGUGCCACCCAGCAGUGCCACUUACCUGUGCCCAGAAGAGCCAUCUACCUGUGCCCACCAGUGCCACCUACCUGUGCCCACUAGUGCCACCCACUUGUGCCCAUCAAUGCAGUGCUGCCAGUCAGUUCCACCAGUCAUCAGUGCCACCUAUCAGUGCUGUCUAUCAGUACCCAUCAUCAGUGCCACCUAUCAGUGCCGCCUAUCCGUGCCACCUCAUUAGUGCUGCCUAUCGGUGCCCCUAUCAGUG